AUGUCCGAGGCCCAGCCGACGAGUAACAUCACCUACGAGGCGACGCUGAACGCGGCGGCGAGCGCGUCGCGGUUCCCGGCCGGCGCUUUCCUCGACUACGCGGGGCUCAAGAAGAUCCUGGAAGCGCUCGCGGAGAUGUACGCGACGGGCGACCGGGCGGCCGAGGGCCUCGCGUACGCGUCGCUCGCCACGACGGGCCGCGACGCCGCCGCGGCCGUCAAACGGGCCCCGAGCUCCUUCCAGGUGUCCUCCCACGAAGCCUUCCUAGAAAAGCUCGACGGCGAGCUGGCCAAGUGCGACGACUUCGCCCACCGCGAAGUCGUGAAGGUCAAGCGCGAACUCGCGGAGCUCGAGUCCGGGGGCUCGCGACCGCGGUCCGGCUCCCUGGACGGCGACCCCGAGGAGGUGGAGGGGUGGAGGGUCGACGCCGUCGGCCAGCACUUCCUCGAGGUGGAGAAGUACGUCAACGUCAACGUGACCGCGGUCCGCAAGAUGCUCCGGAAGCACGACGCCGUGCUCCCGCAGCGGCCGAUCGCCGCCUUCUACACCGCGCGCAUGCACGACAUGCGCUGGGUGCAGACGGAUUAUUCGUCCGUGCUCGUGCGCCUCUCGCGCCUCUACGAAAGCAAGACGCAGGCGGCACCGCCCGCGACGGACUGGGGCGGCGUGACGGCCUUCGUCCGCGCCACUACCAAGUACUGGGUUCGGAGCGAGGACCUGUCGGCCGCUGUGUGGAAAUCAACCAAUGAGUUACUAUCAGAGUUAGGUUCCGACGGGGACAACAUCGCGUCGAUGGCGUGGGCGCCCGAAAUUUGAUUUCCACGCAGGUCGGCCGUCAAGCUCGAGAUCGGCAAGCACCUCCCCGUGCUCCUCUGCGGCGGCAAGGGCGAGGGCAUCAUGCCGGACUCGCAGCUCGUGAACUCCGUCUACCUCGACUCGCCGGCGCUCGAGCUGUACCACGGGCGGCUCAACAAGACGCCGGGCGCCGUGGCGUUACGGCUCCGGUGGUACGGCACGGGCGAGCCGACGCUGGUGUUCGUCGAGCGCAAGACGCACCGCGACUCUUGGACUGGCGACGGCUCCGUCAAGGAGCGCUUCGUCGUGACGCCCGACGAGGUCCUGCCCCUGCUCCGGGGCGAGUUCGACCCGCGGGCGCCGCGCAAGAAGCCCUACGCGCCGCACGAGCUGGCCCUCUGCGACGAAGUCCAGGGCCUGAUCGCGCGCAAGCACCUCGUCCCCACGAUCCGGAGCCAGUGCCACCGCGUCGCCUACCAGCUCGCGCACUCCAACAGCGUGCGCUGUUCCAUCGACACGAACCUGACGCUGGUGAACGAGAUCCAGAAGGCCGAGUUCGACCCCCUCGACGACCACACGCGCAAGGAGCCGACGCUCCUGCGCUGGUACAGGGACGCCACGAAAGGCAUCCCCGCGCACGAGAUCACCCGCUUCCCCUUCGCGGUGCUCGAGCUCAAGCUCGCGCUCGCGGAGGGCGAGGACCAGCCGGAGUGGACCAAGCCGCUCGUCGACUCCCUGGAACUGGCACCGGUCAACAAGUUUUCGAAGUUCAUACACGCGUGCGCCACGCUCCUGCCGGACGAGGUCCAGGCCAUGCCCUACUGGAUCGACGACCCGGCCCUGCGCGACUCGAUCAAGGCGACGAACUCGACGCUGCUCAAGGCCGAGGACCAGGUCGGCUACACACAGACAGAGGCAGGACGCAUCGAGGCGUGGACGAACCCGUCGCAGCAGUGGGCGCGGCCCGACCUCCUCGGCCCGACGCGCCAGGUGCCACAGAGAGAAACGUGCUUCGGCCGCGACACGGACGUGCGGGGCGGCAUGCAGAAGCCCCUCGUGCGCCAGAAGCUGGAACCGAAGCUCAUCUUCGCGACGGAGAGGACGUUCGUCCACUGGCUUCACGCUUCGGUCGUGUUCCUCACCUUCGGCGCCGGCGCCAUGGCCGUCGCCGACGGCGCGGCAGGCACGGCGGCCGAGCGCUCGCGGGCUUGGGUUGUCGCAGUCGCAUUAUCCGUGGGCUCCAUCGCGAUCAACAUAUUCGCGCUCUACAACUACAAGUGGCGCCUCGGCCGCAUCCGGUCGCGGGAGCCCGUCGAAUGGGGCGACCCGCGCGGGCCGGCCGUGCUCGGCUCCAUACUCAUCGCACUCCUGUCGCUGAGCCUUGUCCUCAACACUAGGCGCCUCAUGGCGGGGGAGAUCUAG
Molecule: messenger RNA, 2217 nt
Organism: Pelagomonas calceolata
Lineage: Eukaryota; Pelagophyceae; Pelagomonadales; Pelagomonadaceae
Source: the annotation of a GenBank genome assembly